AUGCCUUCGAAGAACACCGCCGCCAGCAUGUUCGGUGGAGCCGGGGGAAGAGGCUCCAGGGCGUCCGUGGCGAGCCUGGAGGGGCUGCGGAACGUGCUGCGCAACGACACGGAGAGGGACUCCGCUCCCGUCGCUCCAGCUGCAGCCGCCCCCGCCGCCCCUGUGGACGACAAGCAGACGCUGCGCGGCCUGAACGACCGUCUGUCCGGUUACCUGGACCGGGUGAGGCAGCUGCAGGAGGAGAACCGGGACCUGCAGAAGCAGAUCGAUGACAUUCUGGCCAAGAGGAAAGCACCGGAAGGACGCGACUGGGAUGAAGUCCAGAAACCUCUGGAUGACCUCAAGAAGAAGAUCAAAGACAUCACCAUGGACAAUGCAAAGCUGCUGCUCCAGAUCGACAACACCAAACUGGCCAAUGAUGACUUCAAGAACAAGCUGGACGAUGAGAAAAAGGCCCGUAAGGAAUUAGAGAAAGACCUGGAUGACCUGAAGAAGGUCAAAGAAGACACCAAACUGAACCGUGAGCAGAUGCAGAAAGAGAUCGAUCUGGUGAAGGAUGAAGUCACUCGUCUCGAGCAGGAACACAAAGACGAGGUGGAUGCUCUGAUCGAGAAGAUCAAGGACUCCGAGGUGAAGGUGGAGAUUGAUUCCCAGAACUCCAACCUGGCUGAGGUUGUCAACACCAUCCGAGCCCAGUACGACAAACUGGCCCAGAAGAACCUGAAGGAGACGGAGGACUGGUACAAGAGCAAGUUUGACACCAUCAAGGUGGAGGAAGCCCAGAACGUGGAGGCCCUGCAGUCUGGAAAGACGGAGCUCAAGGAUCUGCUGAGAGAGAAGCAAACUAUGGAAAUCCAGAUUCAGAGCUCACUGAGCACGUUCCGUAACCUGGAGGAGACCCUGUGCAGCACCAAAGCAGAAUAUGGUCAACGUCUGGCCCCAUUAAACCAGGUAGUCCUUGACCUGGAGGCGGAGCUGAGGGAGGUGAGGUCACAGGUGGAGCAACAGGUGGAGACCAACAAGAACCUGCUGUGUGUGAAGAUGAAGCUGGAGGCAGAAAUCAACAAUUACCAGCAGCUGAUUUACGGCAUGACCGCUGAUAACGACAGCUUGGAGUUUGACUUAGAGGAUGCACUGCAUCGUGGUCCGCAAAAGCCUGACGAGAAGGUGCAGGAAAAGGUAAAGAAAGAAGUUGUUGUGAAGCAAGAAAGCGCCCCCUCUAACAAAUCCGCUCCCCCCAAAGCCCCUGAAGAUGCUGAAACAGAAAAACCCAGUGAAGUGGAGGAAGAACACGCCAUCGAGGCCGAGACGGCUGCUGCCAACAUGGAAGCAGAUCCAGCCAGCAGCCCAGCUAAAAAGAAAAAACCCAAAACUAAGAAAGAUUCAUCCUCUUCCUCCUCCUCCUCCUCUUCAUCUUCCUCUUCCUCCUCUGAGUCUGAGAAUGAAAAUGAAAAGCCCAAAAAUGAGAAUGAAGUGGCCAAAGCUUGAUCCUUCAAAGCUUCUUUUCUGCUCUGUAUCUUUUCUGUUUCUCAGCAAAGUAUCACAUUAACACUAUUGAGGUGUUUUCUCAGAUGCCACUGAAAUAAAGAGAUUUGAUCAAG
This is a messenger RNA of Acanthochromis polyacanthus (spiny chromis), 1601 nucleotides long. RefSeq lists its product as uncharacterized. Bases 1 to 1488 code for a protein of 495 amino acids. Lineage: Eukaryota; Metazoa; Chordata; Actinopteri; Pomacentridae. The transcript has 8 exons. The record is from RefSeq and is a predicted model, not a curated record. Gene Ontology annotation, molecular function: structural molecule activity.